This is a messenger RNA of Drechmeria coniospora, 1668 nucleotides long. RefSeq names its product putative PGM2-phosphoglucomutase, major isoform. The transcript is spliced from 5 exons. Gene Ontology annotation, molecular function: magnesium ion binding; phosphoglucomutase activity. The record is from RefSeq and is a predicted model, not a curated record. NCBI's taxonomy places the organism in Eukaryota, Fungi, Ascomycota, Sordariomycetes, Hypocreales, Ophiocordycipitaceae. Gene Ontology annotation, biological process: carbohydrate metabolic process. Gene Ontology annotation, cellular component: cytosol. The coding region runs from base 1 to 1668 and encodes 555 amino acids.
AUGGACGCCAAGACGGUCGAGUUCACGCCGUUUCAGGACCAGAAACCUGGCACUUCCGGCCUCCGCAAAAAGGUCACCGUCUUCCAGCAGCCUCACUACAGUGAGGCUUUUGUCGCCAGCAUCUUGCUGUCCAUCCCUGAAGGCGUCGAGGGUUCAUUUCUCGUCAUUGGUGGUGAUGGCCGUUUCUGGAACCCCGAGGUCAUCCAGAUCAUUGCAAAGAUCAGUGCGGCCUACGGUGUCAAGAAGCUUCUUAUCGGCCAACACGGCAUCCUCUCAACCCCUGCUGCUAGCCAUGUGAUUCGACUGCGGAAAGCGACUGGAGGAAUUCUGCUCACCGCCAGUCAUAACCCGGGUGGCAUGUGUCCGAAGAACGACUUUGGCAUCAAGUACAACUUGGCGAAUGGUGGCCCCGCCCCCGAGUCCAUCACCAACAAGAUCUACGAGACCUCCAAGAAGUUGAUGUCAUACAAGAUCGCUUCUAUCCCCGACAUCGACAUCUCUGCCAUUGGCUCCAAGUCGUACGGCUCACUCGAGGUUGAGAUUAUCGACAGCACCGCCGACUAUGUUGCCAUGCUCAAGGAAAUUUUCGACUUUGACACCAUUAAGAAAUUCUUUGCUGCCCACCCCGACUUCAACGUUCUCUUCGACGGCCUGCACGGUGUUACGGGCCCCUAUGGCAAGGCAAUCUUCGACAGGGAGCUCGGGCUGACUGGCGCGACCCAGAACUGCGUCCCCAGUCCCGACUUCAACGGCGGCCACCCUGACCCCAAUCUCACGUAUGCGCAUUCACUUGUUGAGGCUGUCGACAAGGGCAACAUUCCCUUUGGUGCCGCCUCCGAUGGCGACGGUGACCGCAACAUGAUCUACGGUGCGAAUGCUUUUGUCUCUCCGGGCGACUCUCUCGCCAUCAUUGCCCACCACGCGCAUCUCAUUCCUUACUUCAAAAAGAACGGUGUCAACGGACUUGCCCGCUCCAUGCCCACAUCCGGUGCCGUUGACCUCGUCGCCAAGGCUCAAAAACUCGAUUGCUACGAGGUUCCCACCGGCUGGAAGUUCUUCUGCGCCCUCUUCGACGCCAAGAAGCUGUCCAUCUGUGGCGAAGAGAGUUUUGGUACUGGCAGCGAUCACAUCCGCGAGAAGGACGGCCUUUGGGCCAUUGUUGCCUGGCUCAACAUUAUCGCCGGCAUCGGGGUACAAAACCCCGGCGUCACUCCCUCGAUCAAGCAGAUCCAGAAGGACUUCUGGACCAAGUAUGGCCGUACCUUCUUCACCCGCUACGACUACGAGGACGUCGACUCGGCGGGCGCCAACAAGGUCGUUGGUGAGCUCGGCAGCCUAGUCGCGGACCCAAAAUUCGUGGGCAGUAAGAUUGGAGAACGCACCGUCACCAAGGCCGGAAACUUCUCCUACACGGACCUAGAUGGAUCCAUCUCCUCCAACCAGGGCCUGUACGCCUGCUUCUCCACCGGAAGCCGUAUCGUCGUCCGCCUUUCUGGCACCGGCUCGUCUGGGGCCACCAUCCGCUUGUACAUUGAGCAGCACACUGAUGAUCCUUCAGCCUACGACAUGGACGCUCAGGAUUUCCUCCAGGCCGAGGUCAAGUUUGCGACGGAGCUGCUCAAAUUCAAGGAGCACGUUGGACGCACUGAACCCGAUGUCAAGACAUAG